AUGAUCACGUACGAUAUUAAAGUGAAGACUGGGGAUAAACUGGGCGCGGGGACAGACGCUAACAUAGAAAUCGUCCUACUUGGUAGCUCAGGAAAGCAAACAGAACCUGCCAUUCUUAACAAUUGGUGUAGAAAUGAUUUUGAACGUGGCAAUACAGAUGUUUUCACCAUUCAAGACAAAACAGAUAUUCCUGAAGUAACUGAAAUCAAGUUGCGAAGAGACAAAGCGGGUUUGUUCAGCGAUUGGUUUGUCGAAAAGGUUGAAGUAACCAAUCAGAAGAGCGGAAAGACUUGUGUUUUUCCAAUACUUCGGUGGAUUCGCCCUGAUGUUGACCUCUAUUUUGGACGACAUGAUGUCUCUCUGCCACAGUUUGAUCCUCGACCACAACAACGCAGUGCUGAGCUGGAGGAGAAAAGGAAGCUCUAUGAGUAUGGGGAGAAAAAUCCAGGAUUACCCGUGCAGGUUAAAAAUGUCCCUGAGGAUGACGUUUUCUCUUCUUCUUUCAAGUUUGAUCUGCUGAAAUUAAGAACCACUCUGAAGGCCGGUAAGGCGUGGGAAAUGAUUUUUUGGGAUGGAUCGUGGAAAACUUUAGAGGACUUGAAAGGUGUCUACUCAAAAAUAUUUGAAGAGCCAAAGGGGAUGAAGAAUUGGGGCAGUGAUAUAAGCUUUGGUUAGCAACGGGUAAAUGGUAUCAAUUCAAAUCUGAUUCGGUUCUGUACACAUAUACCAUACAAAUUUGGGGUGACUGAGGAAAUGAUAAAACCUUUCUUAGAGGGCCUGACUUUAUGCCAAGCUAUCAACGACAAACGUUUGUUCAUCAUUGAUCUUGAAAUAUUGGAUGGAAUUUCUCUUGUCGAGGGCUAUGUUUGUCCAGUACCCAUUGCUCUCUUCUUUGUGGAUGGUAGAGGUCAACUUAUGCCAGUAGCGAUACAACUCUUUCAACAUAAGGGACCUGACAAUCCUGUGUUUCUUCCCAGUGAGCCACCUUAUACAUGGUUGAUGGCCAAAAUGUGGUACAACGUACGUGACUCAAAUUAUCACCAAGCCUUGGCCCAUCUAGGCUGCACACAUGUAUUAUUGGAAGCCAUAUGCAUAGCAGCCAAUAGAUGUCUGUUGCCUUCACACCCCAUGUUUAAACUGUUGGCUCCACAUCUUCUCUACAUCAUUGCAAUCAAUGAGUACGUAUAA
Messenger RNA from Saccostrea echinata, 1188 nucleotides. RefSeq names its product polyunsaturated fatty acid 5-lipoxygenase-like. The transcript has 8 exons. Gene Ontology annotation, biological process: lipid oxidation. NCBI's taxonomy places the organism in Eukaryota, Metazoa, Mollusca, Bivalvia, Ostreida, Ostreidae. Gene Ontology annotation, molecular function: protein binding; iron ion binding; oxidoreductase activity, acting on single donors with incorporation of molecular oxygen, incorporation of two atoms of oxygen. The record is from RefSeq and is a predicted model, not a curated record.